Molecule: messenger RNA, 207 nt
Organism: Peronospora matthiolae
Lineage: Eukaryota; Oomycota; Peronosporomycetes; Peronosporales; Peronosporaceae
Source: the annotation of a GenBank genome assembly
AUGGAGCUUUGCUGGUCUCUACAAAGCCGCGGACUUUUGAAGACUGAUGACUCUGACUGGCUCGUGGUUCCGGAGGAGGAUGACCUGCGGACGGCGAAAAACCUCGGAUGGGAAAACCCCUCGACCUGGGAUAAAGUCUCGUCAGGUCUGAUUUUUCAUUCUUGCUGGUGGAAUAAUCCUCUAAGGAGGAAUGAACAGUCGGCAUAG